This is a messenger RNA of Didymodactylos carnosus, 459 nucleotides long. The record is from the annotation of a GenBank genome assembly. NCBI's taxonomy places the organism in Eukaryota, Metazoa, Rotifera, Eurotatoria, Philodinida, Philodinidae.
AUGUUUCGUCCGCAGAUAAAAAAUGAGUUAACAUCGAAUGGCCUAUCACAGCCUGUCGACAAUAAAGAUUCUCAUGAUUAUCCAACAUUAUCAUUGUUCGAACAAACUCGACAGAAAAAAAUAAAUAUGCGCUUGUAUCCAAACUGGUCAUAUAAAAGUAUCAAACUUGCUGUAGAGGAUCUUGAUGCACAGCCAGCAGAGACCGUUGAAGCGAUUGCAAUAGAAAUACUUGGAAAACUAUUGAAACUCGGACGCCAUAUAGCAGAAGAAAAACGUCGUGCUGUUGACAAAGUAACCGAUGUGGUGGCACAAAUUGAUUUGUCUAGACCGGACUUAUUACCAAAUCAAGCGAACGUUAAUUAUUUGCUUAAACAACCGAUAUUUCAAACAGCUGACACUGUUUUAAAUAAUUACAAACGACCGAUCAAUAUUCGAUUUGAAAGUGGUGAGUUUUUGUAG